Messenger RNA from Spirometra erinaceieuropaei, 267 nucleotides. Lineage: Eukaryota; Metazoa; Platyhelminthes; Cestoda; Diphyllobothriidea; Diphyllobothriidae. The record is from the annotation of a GenBank genome assembly.
AUGCUAAACACAAAGGUGAGUUGAAGUUGGUGGCUAUUUAUUACUACAAAGUUGGAUGUGAGUAGUCAUGAUGAUGAUGAUGAUGAUGAUGAUGAUGAUGAUGAUGAUGAUGAUGAUGAUGAUGAUGAUGAUGAUGAUGAUGAUGAUGAUGAUGAUGAUGAUGAUGAUGAUGAUGAUGAUGAUGAUGAUGAUGAUGAUGAUGAUGAUGAUGAUGAUGAUGAUGAUGCCUCUCGCUCACUGUCUCUCGAGCACUUUUUGGACAUCUGA